Sphaerodactylus townsendi is the source of this 2886-nucleotide messenger RNA. Its product is annotated as zinc finger and SCAN domain-containing protein 16-like. The transcript is spliced from 6 exons. NCBI's taxonomy places the organism in Eukaryota, Metazoa, Chordata, Lepidosauria, Squamata, Sphaerodactylidae. Bases 274 to 1614 code for a protein of 446 amino acids. The record is from RefSeq and is a predicted model, not a curated record.
GAGGAGGGCUGCAAAAUGUCGCCUCGCUUUCCUUUUCCGCCCAAACUAUGAAAGGAAGGUGAUUCGGCUCAUGAAUUGCUUUUUGCAAUAGCGGCUGCAAAGGAAGGACGGGGCUGCGCGGCGGAAAAGGGGGUUAUGCCUGCCCUGACUGGCGGCAGAUUUCUCUAACAGCAGACCCAAGUCAGAAACCUGACAUUUCCUCCCAAGUGGAAGAAGCAGAGAGGAUUCCCUUGCUGUGGAAAAGCCGGCGACGACAGUCUCUUGAGAAAUAAAAUGGCCACUUCUCCAGAAGAAGCGAUGGGCCUGGGCCUGCCAUCGCCGAUUCACGUGAAAUUGGAGGCCCAGUGCCAAGCAGACGAUGGCACGAGAGGAGAAGAUGAAAAGGCCCCUUAUAUGAUCCAGUCUGGGGGCGCUGAGGAGGUUUCAAGAGGGGCACCCAUGCUGAGGGUGAAGCAGGAGCUGGCGGAGGAACAAUUUCCCAGCUGGGAUUGCCAGUUGCAGCGAGUGCUGGAGGUGGUGCAAACUCCCGCCAUUGCCCCACCGUGGGACAAUUCACAGUUGCCUCCUCUUCCACAAGUAGGCAACACUGAGGCCUACUUGACCACUUUUGAGCGGGUGGCCGAUGCUUCCCAGUGGCCCAGGGAAGACUGGGUGACCCGGCUCAUGCCUGUCCUCAGUGGGCAAGCCCAACAGGCAUAUUUUAGCUUGGAUUCAAAAGACAAAGGGGACUAUGGGAAAGUGAAGGUGGCCAUUUUGAGGCUGGACAGCUACAUUGCCACUGAGACACAGCGCCAAGGUUUCAGGCAUUUCUGUUACCAGGAUGCUGAGGGGCCACGGGGGACGUGCCAGAAGCUACAGGAGCUUUGCUAUCGCUGGUUGAGGCCUGAGAGUCAGACCAAAGAGCAGAUCUUGGAUCUUUUGAUCUUGGAGCAGUUCCUUGUAAUUCUGCCGCAGGAAAUGCAGAGGUGGAUUCGAGAGCGUGGGCCGGAGACCUGCGACAGAGCAGUCGCCCUCGCCGAGGAGUUUUUGCAGGAACGGCAAGCGACCGAGAGAUGGGAACAACAGAUAACUGUGCCUGUUGAGAUGGUGAUCAUAAACUCCCCUAUCGUAGAUCAGGCUCUUUCUGACACAGUGCCGAGACAUCCUGCCAAGGAGACCAACCAAGCGGACAAGAAGAACGGCAGCUCCGAAGGUACCCCCCAUAGCAACUUUGUAAACAGAACUGGGGCCAAGGAGGCCCACCAGGGAGAGUCUCAGGUAGAAGAGCCGGGAAGGAGGCCUCAGGGAGGAUUUAGAGAGGAUUCCUUCCCGACAGCUGACCCUAAAAGAGCGUCCAUGAGCGAGCUGAGCCUGGGGAGACCGCAGAAGAGCUGCCUCUCGGUGAGGGUGCUGAAGGACAAAGACCUCGACGGGGUCUUUGCUGACCCGGAAGUCAAGCGGCACCUGUGUAAGGAGUGCGGGAAAAGAUUCCGCAAGAAGUGGGACCUCAUCAGGCACGAGAGGAUCCACACGGGAGAGAAACCCCAUCAGUGCACUUACUGCGGGAAGAGGUUCACGCGGCGCUCGCACGUGGUCAACCACCAGAGGCGCCACUCGUGCCAAGGAAGGUCUUGAUGGAGCAUCCGGCGAGACUUCGUAUGUACGACGGAGGGAAGAACGUGGAAGCAUUUUUACCCUGCAGUUCAGAGGACAAGAGCAAUGAUGUGUUGGGCUACGACGCUGGGAACGUCCGCUAACCUGUUAGAGAGAGUGACCUUGGGAGAGUUCCCUACUCACGUGCACUUCAAGUCUGGUGACGAGCCAAGGAGAAGCCAUUCCUUUCAAGGCCUUCUGUUUUAAUCAGGGUGGGGAAAGGAACCCUCCUUGUGGCAAGAGACUGAAGGGAAAGAAACAGGAUCCAAGCAGCAUUUGCCAGUUUGGGUGGGCGGACAUCUUUUUAUGUACUUUCAGAGUGAUGAGCACAGCCGGAAAGAUCGAGCUGUGCUAAUGCCUUUUGAACAGGUAUUUUAUAUUAUUACCCUUGCUGAGGAAGGGCAUCCUUUUGAUGCGUACAUCUGUGUUGCCUAAAUGGGGCAAGGGAUGCCCUAGAUUCCCCACAAAUAACAGUGGGUGUUGGCUGGAAGCGUCUUAGCACUUCGACCUUCUGUGCACAGGUAGACAUAAUGCUUCUGCUACCUGGCCGGAUCAGCAACUGAAGUGAGCCAUUCUCAAGCGGGGAGCUUUUGGGGAGCGAAAUAUGCUACAAGAGCAAAAAAAAACCCCACCCUCGUUGCCUCUGGGGACAGUUUGAAGACGCUGCACCAAGACCAGGCCCACGGCUUGAAAUAAACUCUAGGGCAGUCAGUCUUGACCUUCAGGUUUGCCAUUGGGCGGCCUCUCUGUGCAGUCCCGUGUGCAUGGGUGGAUGCGUGGCGCGUUUGGUUUUAUGGAAGAUGAACAUUAUCACCUGCUGGUCUGGGCUGAGGAAACAGCCGUCGAAGGCGCAGCUGCUGUGAUUGGUUGAAAAGUGGGUGAACUUGGUGGGAGGAAUGGGCGGGGACACCAGAAGCGUGUUAGCCUCACGCUGUUGGGAUGCUGCUCUAUGCAUGUGUGCCAAGAAGGGUUCCUUCAGGGCCUCCUAGCAAGCCGAUUGUCCCUGCCAUUGGCCUUGCUGGCUGGGAGCAUGUCCUUGCUGUUUCUAAGUUAGUGGCUGUUAAUGUGCUUCUAUGUUCAAAACGGUUACUUAAAAACAAAACAAAACCUGAUUCUGUGGCUGCUUAACUUAUUUCCCACUCUUUGAGACAAACAUCACAAGAUUUGAAUAGAAAGUGUUGAUCAUAAUCAUAUACUCAGAUAUCUGCUGUAAUAAAAAUCUGUGGGGGAAUCAUCAACACUCCCCCAAGCAGC